AUGAAGCCAUCGACUGCCCCUUCAAUUUUCAAACGGGCCGCUCUCCCAUGGCUAAGGCCUGUAUAUACCACACCAGCCAUCCGACUUGGCAAUGGCUGCGGACCAUUGAGCUCGCGGGCACUCGGCCAACUCACCAUCCCCGCAGAAGCCUCCUCUCGCAGUCGUGUGCCGUUGCACUCUUCAGCUAAUUAUUUCCUCCAUCACACAUUCUUAAGUCGGAAUCUUGCUUCCUCAUCUACGGCAGUUUUGACAUUGAAAAAAACCCAGCUCCAUGACCUCCAUAUUGCUCACAAGGCACGGAUGUCACCCUUUGCAGGAUUCUCCAUGCCGCUGGUGUAUAGUGACUUGAGUCAUACUGAAAGCCACAACUGGACAAGAAACAAGGCUAGCUUGUUCGAUGUGAGCCAUAUGGUUCAACACCAUAUCUCCGGCCCUGGGGCUUUAGACCUUCUCCUGAAAGUUACACCAUCCUCUCUGAACCUGCUACAAAUCAAUCACUCCACGCUAUCAUGCUUCCUUGAUGAGGAAACUGGAGGUAUAAUUGAUGACACAGUCAUCACCCGCCUGGGCCCUGAAUCAUUCUAUUUCGUUACAAACGCUGGUCGCCGCAAGGAAGACCUGGAUUUUCUUCACAAGGAAAUUGAGAACUUCAAAUGGAGGCAUAACUCUUCCGCACACAAAUCCAUCAUCAGCUGGUCCGUCCUUGAUAACCAUGCUCUAGUCGCACUUCAAGGCCCCCUGAGCGCCUCCAUUCUCCAAUCACUCAUCACAUCUGAUGAAGCAGGAACCAACUCAGACCUCAGCACUCUUCACUUUUGUCAAUGCCGCUUCCUCCACCUCAAUUUCCCAGAUGGAACGCACACACCAUCCCACCUCCUCAUUUCCCGUACAGGCUACACAGGAGAAGAUGGCUUUGAGAUAUCUAUCCCCACAGAUAUAGACCCACAGCUCCCCAUGAAAGUCUCUCAACUUCUGCUCUCCAAUCCGAGUGUCCGCCUCGCCGGCCUUGCUGCUCGUGACUCCCUUCGCCUUGAGGCUGGCAUGUGCUUAUAUGGCCACGACAUAACUGUUGCGCAAACACCCCCCACUGCUUCCCUCAGCUGGCUCAUUGGCAAGGACAGACGUGACCCAUCAUCCUCUUCCUCAGCCUUCAAUGGCGCUUCAGUGAUUUUACCACAACUCACGUCGCCCACGAAGACACUUACAGAACGACGUAUUGGGCUGAUCAUUGAGACAGGGCCACCAGCACGUAAAGAUGCACCUAUUAUCGACAUGGCAGAUGGCUCAACACAGAUUGGUACGGUAACAUCUGGUUUGCCAAGCCCAACACUUGGUGGGGUAAAUGUUGCAAUGGGAUAUGUGAAGCAGGGGUUCCAUAAGAAGGGAACUGAGGUUGGUGUUCUUGUUAGAAAAAAGGUACACAAGGCGACUGUUGUUUCAACACCAUUUGUACCGACUAAGUUCUAUAAAGGGUAA
Molecule: messenger RNA, 1476 nt
Organism: Histoplasma mississippiense
Lineage: Eukaryota; Fungi; Ascomycota; Eurotiomycetes; Onygenales; Ajellomycetaceae
Exons: 2
Coding region: 1-1476 (491 amino acids)
Biological process (GO): glycine catabolic process
Cellular component (GO): mitochondrion
Molecular function (GO): protein binding; aminomethyltransferase activity
Source: RefSeq, a predicted model, not a curated record